UCGGCUGAAAUCUUUCAGGUUACAUUCGCAUACGGUCUCAGAAGUUCAGCCUGAGACCGUCCGAUGUCCUCUAACCCUCGUUGGUGGCCUUACCGUAUUCCAAUCGAACAGGCACUCAAGAAGACCGCUGUCGCCGUGCUAGGAGUUGUAGUAGGAGCGAAUGUCAUUUCGUAUUAUUGGAAACCUUUGCAGGAGUACGAGGAAGAACUUAAUCGAGGAAAAAUUGAGUUGCUUCGCAAAUACAAAGCGCUCAAUGAUGAACGUCACGCAAAAGCACAGAGCAAGCUCGGAGAGCUCCCAAGGUGAUCAUUACGGGAGCGACUCCAGCAUCCAUACUACUGUUUUCAAGAGAAUGUUUAAGAAGUACAAAAGACGAAAUCCUGCUCCAGAUUUGAGUCAAGUUGUUGAUCCUCAUGCUACAUCUUCUUCCAAUAUUCUUCACUUCCAACAACUUCGAGUUAAUGACGUGAGCGACGAGGAACUGCAAAUGCUCGGACUAAAACCACUAUCGGAAUGGAAGCUUGCAACGCUUCCUGGUAGGGAGGGUCUCUACAUUUUUCCUAGCGCUCUGAAGGAGGAUGCCAGUGAGAUGUGGUUACAACGUGCUGUUAAUUAUGCCGAGCCACCACAUGUGACAAAUUUGACGGCGCAUGGAAGUAGUCCAGAAAAGAAUGUACUCAAAAACGCUGGUAAAUCUCUGCGUUGGACAACAUUAGGAGUCGAUUACAAUUGGGACACGAAACAGUACCCUCUCAGUGGUGAUCCGCUUCCGACUGAGCUAGUACAAUUUGCUGAUGUGAUAACAAGAAUUCUGAAACUUGGUCCUAUGUUUGCUGACGCCACUAUCGUAAAUUACUAUCCUCCAAAAUCAACUCUCUCACCACAUAUCGAUAGGUCGGAACGAACGAUGGCCCCUUUGGUUUCUCUUUCGCUUGGUCAGUCAGCCAUCUAUUUAACGGGCGGGGAGUCCCUUGACGAUGAAGUUAUUCCGCUGUGGCUGCAAUCUGGAGAUGUUCUUGUUAUGCACGGUGCUCAGCGCCUGGAUCCAGUUGUGUCAGAUUUCGCGAACAGUAGUCGCGCUAAUAUCACUAUCAGACAGGUGAAUCCGGUAGAUAAGAAGUAG
This is a messenger RNA of Cylicocyclus nassatus, 1123 nucleotides long. The record is from the annotation of a GenBank genome assembly. NCBI's taxonomy places the organism in Eukaryota, Metazoa, Nematoda, Chromadorea, Rhabditida, Strongylidae.